CAGAUAUAUGUAUGUAUAUUUUUGUAAAGUCCAGCAGACAGACAAACUCUGUCCGAAUCCGUCUCGCCAGAGUUAACGAAGCGCGAAAUUGAGUUAAAGUGACUUGCGGGCUGAGUGUCGUCGGGUUUUGGAAGGCUGUUCGCAUUCACCUGUGUCUCUUCGUCAUAUUUUGAUUUUAAUAUUGAAAAAAAAAAAAACACAUCGCACCAGGCUGUUCGCAAUGAUGGAGUAAACAGCUGCUGGAAGGGGGAACACACAAGCACCAUGUCAUUGCAGCCGACAGUUGCAAGCGGCAGCGCUUCAGGCAACCAUCAGUUGCUGCGCCCCCAGACGCUGGCGGGUCCGGAGCGGGAGCCCGUCGAAUUCAACAUCAAUCUGGUAGGCGCACCGCCCGAGGUGGAACAGCUGGUUCAGCAGAUUAAGUGCGUGGCCGAACAGUUUCUAUAUCACUGGAAGAGUUUUCCCAUUGUUCUGCCCCAGCCACUGGCGACUAGCACGCUUAAUGUAACGGCCAGUAAUGCGACAAAUAGUGUCAGCGGUCGCAAAAAGCGUCCUAUUAAUCAGAGUGACCUAUUUAUAGCGCCGCCGUUUGAUGAAUUGGAUGCGGUUGCCUCCGAUGGCAGCGGCGAGCCGCGUCGCCUAACAAAUGCACAAUUGAAAAGUUUGCGCGAAACUGGCUUGCAAAAGGAUAAAUAUGGAAAGCCGAAGAAAUUAACUUUGGAACAAUUGGAAACAAUACGUAAAAAUGGUGAAUUCGACGUUCCGAGCUUGCAUUUUACUGGUCAGGUGCACAAGUGGCGCCUGUCCCAGCUGCUGCAAAAGGGCACGCUGCGCGCCCACGACUCCUUCUUGAGCGACUUGGCCUUGGCAGCGCGCUUUGUGGUCGUCACGGCCCGAGCUCGCAUCUUCUCGCACUUCUUUUCAGUGGUGCAUGCAGCGCACGCACUGCUGGAAGCGCUAAUCCGGCUGGUGGACAUGUUUAUCGGUGUGCCCGCUUUGUUGGCACACAAUCUGGACUACAAGAUCAAGGAGGAACGUUGUCGCUUUCUUAUAGCUGAGCUGGUGUGUCGGCCGGAGUUCGAGGAUUGUCUGGAUGGCCUGUGCUCCUAUGUGCGCAAAAUGCUGCGUCGAGCCACCAUGGAGAAGUUUGAUUUUAACAGCUGUGAGGUGUCUCAGCCGGUGCCAUAUCUGUUCUUGACGCCCAAGGGCCAGGAGAUCGAUCUGCGUCUGUUCUGUCGGGACAUAAUGCGCAAGGCACUGCCCGUGCUGGUGGGCAUACUGGAGCGCGAGACACGCGGCUGGUUUCUGCAUUUUCGUGAGCGUCUGAUUGCAGAGCUACGCGCCAAGAAACUGACCGACAAGGAAAUUGAGGAGGAGGUCAAUGAGGCUGUCAUGAAGGAGUAUUUGCAGCGUGUCUAUAGCUCCAUCAUGUCCAAUGCCAAGCUCGCGGAACUAGGUAACGGUGUGUCGCAGCUGUUGGUGGAGCAAGCCCAGUCGGUGGUCAUCAUGUACAAGGCCGUCGACAAGGUGCAGCAGGACAUUAAGCGAACGCGUGAGGACCACCAGAAGUGCCUGGCCAACGAUCACUCUGUGCUGUCCCGCGUGGCGCCCUGGCUACGCUCCAAGCUGCGCCAUGCCGAGCAGCACAAGCUGUACAAGUGCGCCUGGUCGGCGCACGAGGAGGCCCUCAAGAUGUGCAGCCAGCACAAUCUGCAUCAGACCGCCUACUUCCUGUCGCGCGAUCUGGCAUUCAUGAAGGAGCGCGAGCCAGUGCUGCUCAAGGAGUUGAAGAAUGCUAAGACGCCAACACGCAGCUUCCAAUGGGCUUGUCGUAUCUGGUCGCCACAGUCUUGGAUUAUACGACGCAAUUUUCAAGGGCAAUCGGAUGUGAUCCCCACGGUCAUAAGCCAGCAGGCCACUUCGAUAGUCACUCCACGCUCGGAUCCCAGUCAGCCGGUAUUUUUGGUUGAAAAGGAAAUGAUACGCACCACCAGUACGCGCUGGCCCUUCUGGCGUCUGUUGAAUCUGCUGCAGCGGACCUGGUGCUGGACUUGGAACAUGAUGUUCCUCCUCGGCAUUCUCGUUCCCUGGUGCAGCCCGCUCGGGCUGCGCGCCCUGUUCUGCAUCAAGCCGUUCAUGCCCGACCUGGAAUUGUCUCAAAUCAAUGGCACGCUUUUCCCACGCAAGACCAGCAUCACACAGACGUUAGCCUCACGGCUUAUUGAGCUCUGGCGACACAUAUCAAAAUCACGCACUCACUUCGAAACGGAACCAGACACAGGCUUCAUUGGUAAAGGCUUGACACGCAAUUUGAAUCGAACUUGGAAUUACUUUGUCAAAGGCUUUCUGGGCACCAUUGUCAUUCUGUUUGCAUUCCCACUGAUAUGCUUGGCGACAUGUUUCCUCAGCAUUGGGCUGGCAUUGAGCGCACCGCUUUGGAUUCCAGUGUUUGUUCUCCUGUUGCACAUCUACAUGAUACUCGUCUAUGAUUUGGACGCCCCGGACAACACUCGAAAUCGUUACUGUAUUCUGCUGGAGGCGCUUAUAUGGAAUUUUCUUAUUCAGGGCUUACUGCAACCGCUGGCGGCAAUUUUGGUUGCCACGCUGCUUUGCCCCCUGGCGGCAGGUCUUGUGCUGAUAGUUGGCGUCGUUCGAUACACACUGCGUCUGCUUUGGGAUUCGGUAACGUUUCAUUUGUUCAUCAAGAAAUGCGGACGGGUGCCUGCCUCGGAUAGCAUUGCCGUCAAACGCAUUGCUGGUCCGGGCUUGGCUUUGGACUAUUAUUUCAUUAUACGGCCGGAGCAGGCUUUGGCAGCACUAGAGGCUAAAAUGGAACUGGACGAGCUGCAGGCCUAUCAGCAUGCCACUGAGCGUGUGGUAUUGCAGCCACAGCAAGAUUUCCUGCAAUUUGUCGAAGCCUGUUUCGGACCCUUCUCCGCCCAGUUGUCGAAAACGGGUCCAUAUUUAGCACUCGAUCGCGAGGCCCAGGAUUUGAUGAGCUCACUACACGAAAAACUCGAGAAGCGCCGAAGGGAGCUACAAACGAGCCUAACUACGCAGGUUAAAUCGCGUAUCAAGCUGAACACCAAAGAAUUAAAGAUUGCAAUACAACUGGCCGCCCAUUUACUUGAGAAAUACUAUCCGUCUCAUGUCAUCGGUAGACUGUCCAUAAGCGAAGAAGAAUUUUGGGAUAAUAAGGGUCUCUCGGUCAACGAUUGGCCGGGUCUCGCGGGUCUCAUAUAUACCGAGAUAUUUAGUUUAGAUUUUCUAACGCCAUUGACUGAAAAUGAUACGCAUUUUAAACUAGAACCACAUGCCUCGCUAGAUCUAAUGCGCUACACGGAGAUGGUAAAGAACGCCAACGAUGUGAUCGGUUCCAAGGGACUGGAUUUGUUGGGCAAUGUGUAUGCGCCACGCGGCAAUGUCCAGGUGCAUUUACCAUUCCUGGAAGUGACCGCAUUCAAUCCGCGCUCACGCAUCACGUUGACUUUUCGUAAGCCCGAGAAGCGCGACAUGUCCGUGGGCCUAACGACGCCAAGAGUGCGCGCCCAUCGUGCUCAACAUAUACCAAAAGCCACGCAUGAUGCCCAAAAGCCCUGGCGACCAUGGAAACAGAAGUGCGUGGAACGAAGCGUCACUGAGAAACUGCUGAUACCGCUGCCGGUUCCACAUCCCGUGCACAUUGCCAUUGCCAUUUACAAUCGCGAUACGGAACAGCCCAUUCCGCUGGACUCAGAGCUGGUCUGGGAGAUACUCAAGUCUAUCGAAGACUGCCAGAGCGGCGAAGCUAUGGCUGUGCAUUCGGUGGCGCGCUAUCAUGGAGCCGUCAUGGAGUCUAGCAACGAUUCGUUGGCCAGCAGCAGUAGCAUUGGCAGCACCCGUGACUCUGGCUCCGGCUCUGUGUCUGGCUCUGCCUUGGGCAACGGCACGGAAACUUUACCAUGUGGAAAUCGUGAGGUUUGCACGCAGGUCAAAGUCGACGCAGAACCAGCACCCAGCGCAUCCGGUUUUCACUGGACCCUUAGCAAUUGGGGUGCCGCGCAAACGGCGCGCCGACGCACUAACUCCAACGUGCGCGUCGACUUGGCCAGUCCCGAGGACAUAUCGCUGGAUACGGAUAGCUCGCGUGCUGUUUUUAACAACGCAUAUGGCACCACAGUCUAACAGGUUUACACUGGUUUGGGCACACAAUAGUAUAUAUACAAAUAUAUAUAUUUACCUUUAUAUACAGACUAGAGAUACAAUUACGAUUAUGUAUAAACGCGUGGGCUUCUUAGCUGCAUUUCUUCUAAAAAACACUUUCAAAUUAUUCGCAUUAUCCAGUUAUGCUUUUGUAUAUCGCACGCAUAACAAGUAACAUUUCGCGAAUUAAUAGCUUUAUUUAAAUUUGAUUAAUAACAAAGGCUAUGAAAGGCAGAAUAUGUCUGAUUGCUGUCGCUCAGCAGCUAAAGCAGCCAUGCUAGGUAAAGUGUAAUAUGAACAAAUCUAUCCAUAUACAUAUAUCUAUAUUUACAUAUAUAUAUGAUAUAUACACAUAAAUGAGUUGUUAGUAUACAAACUUAUACAUGCAUAUAUACAUAUACAUAUAAAUAUACAUAAACAUAUAUACAAUGCAUUCACAGAACAAUCUAAAAAGCAAACCAACUUAAUUCUAGUCGCAAGCAAGUUUUAUGCAGCAAUUUAACUCAAAUUUUUCUUAUGCAACUAAUUAGUUAAGAAUACUAAAAGCAAACGCCUCAACACGGCUUCGGUGACGAUUUUAGACCAGUACUAGUUUUUUAAUUUUUGUUUUCAUUCGAACAAUAACAAAUUAACUAACAACACACUGUGGUCCAUAAGUAAAUUCCAUCGGCUUUUAUGUUUAAAGCUUUAUUUAGCAUUUUUUAGAAUGCAUUUAUCGUAGCAACUAAAUAUUUUGUAUCUCGAUAUUUCUCAGUUCAAAUACUAUCAUUGUUUUACAACUUCAAUAUUGAUAAAUUGUUCUUUAGUGUCAUGCCGGCUUUGUGCUUGAUUUGUGUCACCUUUUGGUCAAUUUAUUUAAGAUAGUUUUCUCGAAUAUUUUCAAGUAUCAGAUCAGUCUAACAUUUUAAAUAUCAGUUAAUGGUUUCAAAGAUACAUUUUUGUAAAACAUGAGUAAGCAACGACUUUACAAUAUAAAGCAAUAUAUAAACAUUAGACACAAGCCUUAGCGAAGGUAGCUAACGUCUACGAAGACACAAUCUAAUGUGAUUCAAAGAAAGAUAAAUGUAUAUCAACUCUUUAUAGGGUAGAUAGGUAUUCUAAUAGCUGGAUCGUGUUUCCAGUACACAACAUUUUUAUUGUUCACAACGGUGGAACGUUUUUCACAUAUGUGUAUAUAUUUUUAACAAAUACAUAUGUCAACAUCAACAAGUGUAACAAUUGCAACUGAAUAAAUAUAUAUCAGAUAGGAAACUCAAGCAGAGUCAGCGCCCCUUCAGGUUGAUAUUAAUGGACUGUAGAAAUAAGCGCAAGUUGUUUUCAACAAGAUUAAAGUGUUCUUAUUGCCUUGUACGAUUGAAUGUCCAUUUUAUCUUUGUCGUAAUCAAUCAGUAAAUAAAUCACACAGCAAGAGAUUCCAAACCGGGGUAUACUGAGCGCCACGUUUAUGCAAUUUCAAUGCCUACCUACUCUUGAGUUCUUUAACACCACAAACACACAAUCUACAAACUACAUCGAAGUACACCUAAAGCCAUAAACUGAAGAUUAUUAGUUAGAAUUUCGAUCAGUUGAGUCCUUGUUGGAGGAUAUGUCAUAGUAGCAGUCGAGCCGAUAAAGAUACAUUUUUGAGGACGUUUCAAGGCUGUUUUACAGCAUUUUAACCGAUGGAAAACAAUUCUGGCACACACUGUGCAAUGGCCAUGAGAUUUUCUUUGUACCUAACAAAAGAUAAACUUAAUUUUAGUAAUCAAAAAUAACAAUAUUGUAAAUGCCACGAAUUGUACUAUGAGAAGAACAAAUAUUGUUAAUUAAUAUUAAUUAUGGUAUGACAACUAAUUUAUAUAAACUAAUACAUACAUAGUACUAUUACUAAACGUAUACUUCUAGGUAUAUGCCCCUUUGUUUUUACAACUACUAUUUCUGCUCUCUUCUCUUCCAAACACUAAUACGAUUUAUAAAUGAUAGUAAUAACAAUUAACAAAUUAUCGUACAAAAGCAGCAUUAAACAAAAGGCAGUAAAUUGUAAUUGAUAAACUUUUCACAUUUAUACAUAUACCAAGUUAAUACAAAGCAUAAAUGCUAACAAUAAGAAAAGUUGCAAUAAAUGUAAUUCCACUCCUUCCCCUAACGUAUACCUAUGCCCUCCAAGUAUUUACUACCAACCUUUCUAUUUUAUAAUUACGUUAAUUGCCACACAACUUAAAGUAUUAAUUCAAAGUACCUUCACUUUACACAAUCAUAACUUCGGCAGCUUCCAAUAUUACGUUAAGAUUGGCGAAAUAAUUUUGUUACAUUCUCUAAAUUUGUUCCACAUCUAUUGCAAGAAUGAAAUUAUAUGUUUGCUCAUGCUUCAGUUAAAGCUUAUUCUGAUAAAUAAUUUAUACAAAUGCUAUUUUCAGUAGAAGCAAAAAUUGAACAAACGAACCCUAAUUAUGUUUUUAAGCUAGAGUAAAUCGAAUGAAAUCUUUACAUACAUGCAUACAAACAUACCCGACAUACAUAAAUAUCUAGUUAUUAAACUUUAAACAUACAGAUUAAAGCAAGAACGAUAAUCUCAAGAGCGCAUUGAACAAUUUUAUGAAAAUGAACCGUAGUGUAAUUAAUAUGUAAUAAAAAAUGUUGGA
Molecule: messenger RNA, 6803 nt
Organism: Drosophila novamexicana
Lineage: Eukaryota; Metazoa; Arthropoda; Insecta; Diptera; Drosophilidae
Exons: 13
Coding region: 265-4164 (1299 amino acids)
Source: RefSeq, a predicted model, not a curated record